UGCAACUUGCAAUGGCCCGUCCACCUCCCAGUGAUCCUCUUUCAAGCGACGACGACGCCCCAGAAGCAGUCUCUCACUCUAUCUCCAAACGGAACGCCAAGCAGGUGGAGAAAACCCUUCGUGACUUCAAAGCAGAAGAAAACGCACGGAAGAAGGCGCACAAUCGAGAGAGAGAUCGGAAAUUGAAGGAGCGGGCGGUUGUUACGCGUCUGGGGAAACUUCCAGGUGAUGCAGUGCGCAAGGGAAAGGGGAAAGCUUCAAGGGAAUCUAUUGUCGAAAGUGAUGGGUCCUCUGCUGAAGACGAUGAGACGAUUGAGGAUACCGCGUUGGAAAUGCGGAUGCGACGUGCAAUGGAGGAUGCUGCUGGCGAAAUGGAUGGCGGAGAUGAUGAUGAGAGCGGCGAUGACGAUCUAGAAGAUGUAAUGGACGAAGAAAUGGAUGGAGGGUCAGGGGACAGUGACAUGGAUGAGGAGAUGGCAGAGUUCGAUGCUGAAGGCGGACUAGAAGAGGAUGGGGAGAUGACGGAUGGAAGUGAGGACGAAUCAGCAGACGAAGACCAGCCAACUCCCUCAACGAAAUCGUCGACCAAGGCACAAUAUCUGGACGAUGAGCUUUUCGCGUCUGCAUUUGCUUCGCAAAGUGCGCAUGCAACGGCAGAUACGACUGCAACCAGGUCACUACAAAAAGCACAACCAUCGAGAAAACGGCAACGACGACCACUUGCGCGCGCCAAAGACCUUCUUGUCGGAACUCGUACUAUCCGCACCCUAUCCAAUCCACUUGGAUCCAAGAUCCAUUCAACAGCGCACACGAUCCCACCACAAAAAAUACGCAGGUUUAUUAAUCAAAGUCUUGCUAUUAAAGGUCGCCUGGGCUCUGCCAAAGCAAAAGCACGAGGAUGGGAAAGACGGCCAGUGAACGUCGGCAUAAUGAAGUGUAUUGGGGCACCUUCUGGUUUUGUUCGCGACAAGCGAUAAGGCACUGGUGGUGUGCUCGUUAUCAGGAUUUAUUCAGUGUCUCACCCUGCCGCUUCCGUGAUUGCUGUAUGGGAUGACAGAUGGGCUAUAUCUCCUCCUCGAAAUGGCUUCCGACAUCGCAUGCAUACCAUCAAAUUUACGGAGUCGGAAGCGACUGGCGCUACAGGAUUAGUAGUAGAUUAUCCUGGAUAGGGACGAAUAAGCUGUUACUACGGAGCCUGCAAAGAUCUCUUGUCCCCUUG
Suillus paluster is the source of this 1219-nucleotide messenger RNA. RefSeq lists its product as uncharacterized. The coding region runs from base 12 to 977 and encodes 321 amino acids. The record is from RefSeq and is a predicted model, not a curated record. The transcript has 3 exons. Lineage: Eukaryota; Fungi; Basidiomycota; Agaricomycetes; Boletales; Suillaceae.